AUGGGCGACGCCGCCAACGCCUCCCGUCGGCGUCGGCUGGCCUCAAUUCUCCUUUCCCGGAAACCGCGCCUCACCGACAGCAGGAACGAGACCACGGCCACAGCCGAAUCCAAGGAUGGCUUCACCAUGGCGGUCUCCUUCUGGAUGGCCGACCCACCACAAUUGUCCAUCUUCUCCAUCCACUGCUGCAGACCCCCUCAUUUUCAAGACGGGCCGUACUGCAAUUUCAAAGAUUUGCCACACGUGGUCGGCGUCGGCGCGGCGGGCCGUUUCGUUCUCAUCCGCGCCGUCUUCGACCGCCGCGCCACAUCCGAAUAUUUCCUUUACAAGGCCGGUGAGUCACCAUUGCUCGACCCGAUUCUUCCUCCCUACGAUUAUCGUGAUGGCGACCGCGAUGAUCUGCGGGGGGUCAGGGAGUUCGGCGUCCUGCAGCUCGGCAGCCAGUAUCUCGUGGCCGCUCUCUGCCUCGACCCGUUGUCGGAUGACUAUUACCUUCGGAUCUACUCGUCCGAGAGAAAAUCAUGGAGCACCAGGACCCUGCCCAAUCCAUGUCCUGGGGUCGACAGGAUUAUGCCCGACAAGGUGAUCACUCUUGGAGAAGAAGGCCUACUAGGGUGGGUUGAUUUGUCACAGGGCCUGCUGAUGUGCGACCUGCGUCAAGAUCAGGUGCGUCUCACUUUCAUCCCGCUGCCGGAGCUGUUGCCUGGGAACAGAUACAAACUAAAAGGUCCCGUUCCCCCUCCCACCGCAGAGAGAAGCAAAAAACUAGAGGGCGAAUCUCACCCAAAUCUCUGGUGGUUUCGGGAUCUCUCAUGGGUUGAUGGCGUGCUCAAGUUUAUUGAGAUGGAGAAUCUUGUUCCUGAAAGCCGGAGCGACAAGGGUGAUGUUAUCUACGAUUCAGACUUGAUCAUGUCGCUCGAGCGCAAAGCCGUGGAUUGGCAUUGCAAGCAGCCGUCCUUUGGGGGUGCCUGGAGGGCUGUCACAUGGACUCGGACAGUUUCGUCCAACUGUUGGCGCCAGACAUGCGCUGUCAAUGUCGCUGACAUCUUGGUUGUUGACGGAUCAGCGCAUUCAUCUUUGUUGCCCGGGCUAAAGGGAGAAAAGUUGACAUUCAGGGACCUCUACUCAGCUUUCCCCAUCCUGAGCCCGGAUGGUGACGAUAUUCUUUAUCUCAAAUCUAUGGUGGAACCCAGUAACAAGGAUGGAUGUGUGGCCGCUGUUGACUUACGAAACAAGGCUGUGAAAGCAGUUGGCAAGUAUUAUCUUCCGGAUGAUUUUUAUUACCACUUUCGCUAUGACCCUGAACAUCCUUUCCGUGUCUGUACAUUGUCCCGCCAUCUGGAUAUGACUCCAGGCAUUGAAGUCACAGCGUGUCGCAAGAUCACAGGGGAUGCUAGCAGCUCUUCAAAUUUUCCAAGAAACACCUCACUCAAUUCCUGCGAACCAAGGAGCAAAAUCCAAAGGCCAUUGGAAUUGGCUCAGAAAAACAAGCGUGCACGAAAUGCUGCUGGGAUUAUUAUGCAGAAUGAUCAUAUUUCCAAGCUUGACGAUAAGGUGCUGGAGCUAGAGCGGGAGCUAGAGCAGAAGAAAGAGCAGAAGCCACAACAGCAGUGCUUCAAAAAGUGGGAUGCGGCAAGCUAUCCCCCUGGGCAUUCAUUGUGGCCCCAAAACAAUCUGCCAGUGCGGCAAUACUUCAGCAAGCCACCACCAUCGUUCGCCCCUCUACAUGGUCGUCACAACUACCAGGCACUGUGGCAGCAGCCACCACCAUCAAAACAGCAGUUCACUUAUAACAGUGAGUUUGAACCUCAUGAGGCACCCCUGCCAUCCUUCAACAAUUGCAGUGGAGCCGGCUACCAUUGGUAUUCACAGCAAUUUUCUGCCCCUAACUCAUUUGACUAUGGCGCACACACAGUCUAUGGCAACUACCAACACCAGUGGGAGCAGCUUCCCAGUACUCUGGAGCUGCCUAUUGCAUCUUGGCAGCAUCCACCUCCUCCGUUGCAUUGUGAUCCAACACCUAGUGAGGGGACAUCUUCCUUACUACCGUUGGGAGAUGCAUGA
Messenger RNA from Triticum turgidum subsp. durum (durum wheat), 2064 nucleotides. The record is from the annotation of a GenBank genome assembly. Lineage: Eukaryota; Viridiplantae; Streptophyta; Magnoliopsida; Poales; Poaceae.